Messenger RNA from Aureobasidium namibiae CBS 147.97, 765 nucleotides. RefSeq lists its product as uncharacterized. The transcript has a single exon. The coding region runs from base 1 to 765 and encodes 254 amino acids. The record is from RefSeq and is a predicted model, not a curated record. NCBI's taxonomy places the organism in Eukaryota, Fungi, Ascomycota, Dothideomycetes, Dothideales, Saccotheciaceae.
AUGCCACCAAUUCCAAUCUACGCCGAUGCGCCCAUCUCGGCAGCCAAAGCAGAUGGCGUAACUCCCCACACGGCACCUCCUCCCGCUCGCACGACCGAUCUACCAGCGACUACGACUUCCGCUACUACGACUAACAGCUAUCCAGCUGCUCAACCUGGUGCUGCAGCUGGCCCGGCACCCACAGGCAGUGUUUCAAGACAAGCCCCACCACCACCUACAAGCACAAUCUCUACAAAACUCCAGAACGAUGGACCACCACCUCCCCAGCCCGGAGCCGUACCCACCCCGUUCGCUCACUCCAAUGGUUACAACCCCAACAGCCCGGCCGCACCAAGAGCACAACCAAUGCCACACCAGAUCAACAUCCCACCACCCACCACAAGCGCCCUACCCACCCACUCCACAGUCGCAGCAUCUCCAGCCUCACCUACACGUCGCCCAGUGACGCUGCCCAUAGGCCCUGUAUCACCCACCAUGCACAGCCGACCCCAGAGCAUCUCGUCCCACCCACCGGGCUACCAACAAAACCCCUACGCCGCUGAAAUGACCUCUGCCCAGCGCGCUAGCCUCGAAGCCGCAGAGGCAGCAGAAAGAGGCCGCAGGUCCGGUCGCAACAGCAUCAGCGAGUGGAUUUCUGGCGAAGACGAUGGUUUCGGCAGCCCGAGUACCGGCAGCACUGCGACGGCGUGGUUCAAGGGCGUGGCUUCUCAGGCGAGUCAAUGGGCCAACAAGGCCAACGAGAUGGCUAGCAAGAAGCUUGGAUAG